AUGAUUUUUCUAAUGGACCUCCAGAUGAUGCUGCUGGAUGUGAUUUACUUCAUCCUGCGUAACUCUGUGCGGGCGGUGCUGCGCCCGCGCACCAAGCCGGUUGAUGGGGAGCUGGUGCUGAUCACCGGAGCAGGAGGCGGCCUGGGUCGUCUGUUCGCCCAGGAGUUCACCAAGCAUGGGGCAGAGGUGGUGCUGUGGGACAUCAACAGCAGCUCCAACGAGCAGACAGCCAAGCUCGUGCGCGAGAUGGGGGGCACGGCGCACACCUACACGGUGGACGUGACCAAGCGGGAGGAUGUGUACUGCAAAGCAGAGCUCGUGAGGAAGGACCUGGGCCGAGAUGUCACGAUACUGGUGAACAACGCUGGAGUGGUGGCCGGGGAGCGCAUGUUGGACUGUCCCGACGAACUGAUUGAGAAGACCAUGAAAGUCAACUGCCACGCCCUCUUCUGGACAGUGAAGGCCUUCCUCCCCCAGAUGAAGGCCCAGAAUCACGGUCACAUCGUCACCAUCGCCAGCGUCCUCGGCCUCUUCAGCACAUCUUGUGUCGAGGAUUACUGUGCCAGUAAGUUUGCCGCGGUGGGUUUCCACGAGUCUCUAGCCCAUGAGCUUCUGGCAGAGGAUGUUGAAGGAGUGAAGACCACACUCGUGUGUCCCUAUAUUGUGGACACAGGCAUGUUUGAAGGCUGCAAGAUACGGGAGGAAGUGGAACUGGUGCUCCCCCCACUGGAUCCCCAGUACUGCGUAGAGCAGGCCAUGAACGCCAUCUUGAUAGAUCAACCACUGGUUUGCAUCCCCCGCCUCACCUACCUCCCCUUCCUCUCCAGAGCGUUGUUGCCGUGGGAAUCCAAUGUUGUUGUGUAUCGCUUCAUCGGCUCCGACAAGUGCAUGUACCCCUUCAUCGAUUUCAAGAAACAGGCGUCUAAUGGCUGCAUUAAUGUUGUCUAG
Messenger RNA from Pleuronectes platessa (European plaice), 948 nucleotides. RefSeq names its product retinol dehydrogenase 20 (gene rdh20). Lineage: Eukaryota; Metazoa; Chordata; Actinopteri; Pleuronectiformes; Pleuronectidae. The transcript is spliced from 5 exons. The record is from RefSeq and is a predicted model, not a curated record. Gene Ontology annotation, cellular component: lipid droplet. Bases 1 to 948 code for a protein of 315 amino acids. Gene Ontology annotation, molecular function: oxidoreductase activity, acting on the CH-OH group of donors, NAD or NADP as acceptor.